Molecule: messenger RNA, 265 nt
Organism: Racocetra persica
Lineage: Eukaryota; Fungi; Glomeromycota; Glomeromycetes; Diversisporales; Gigasporaceae
Source: the annotation of a GenBank genome assembly
CUCUGUCUCAACCAGAAAAGAUUCUUUUAUUUAGUAAUAAGAAAGUAGAUAAACAGGACAAUAUAACCCAAGCUCUAUUUGACUAUGUGGAAGAAGAAGCCGAAGCACUAGUUGCUUCAACAUCUGGGACUUCUGAAACUACUAAGACGUCUAACCUACCUGAGCCAAAAAUCGUUGAGCGCGACAGUUCAAAACCCCAAAUACAGGCUUCUUCGUCAUCUCAAACAAUAGAAAUAGAUUUAAUGUUAGCUGAAAUUGGUGCAAU